Nerophis lumbriciformis (worm pipefish) is the source of this 2510-nucleotide messenger RNA. NCBI's taxonomy places the organism in Eukaryota, Metazoa, Chordata, Actinopteri, Syngnathiformes, Syngnathidae. The record is from RefSeq and is a predicted model, not a curated record.
GGAACACGUCUCCUUUACUCAGUCAGGUAACGAGAAGCCAACAACAGGACGCAGCUGCGGCGAGACUCUCCCCGAACCAAACCUCCACAAAAGCGGCGUUUUUUUUCUCCCUCUCUCCCUCCUCCUCCAUUUUCUAAACAUUUUGGCGACUUUAGUGAGUAAAUGUCGGCCGUCCAGGCGUUGGAGCAGUGGUGCAGGUGUGCGUGUGAGGGCUACAGAGACGUCAGCAUCAGCAACAUGACGUCAUCCUUCAGGAGCGGACUGGCCUUCUGCGCCCUCAUCCACAGACACAGACCUGACCUCAUAGAUUAUGAGUCUCUUCGCAAGGAGGACGUGUUUGACAACAACAAGCUGGCCUUUCAGGUGGCAGAAGAGAAGUUGGGAAUCCCGGCGCUGUUGGAUGCGGAGGACAUGGUGUCCUUAAGGAUCCCGGACAGACUCAGCAUCCUCACCUACGUCUCCCAGUACUACAACUACUUCAAAGGACGCUCGCCCAGUGAGAACACAACUGUGGGAGGAGUCAAGAGGGCGGCGGGGGGCUCCAAGGAGACGCCGUCAGAGAAGAAGAAUCACCCAGUGGCGGUCAAAACCAAGACCGCCAUCAAGAGUCCGGCCCCUCCCACCGUUGCUGCCACACAGACGUCGCCCAAGUCGGCAAAUACCGCAGCUCAGAACAAAAAUGGCACCCUGAACAGCAAGUGCGCGGCGUGCAGGAGCCACGUUCAUCUCGUCCAGCGCCACUUUGCCGAGGGCAAACUCUUCCACAGGAGCUGUUUCAUAUGCUGCGAAUGCUCCGGGACUCUCCACGCCGGAGGCUACAAACCCGGUAAAGAUCCGGACACUUUUGUCUGUAAAGUCCACAAGGAGAAGAGUACCAAACACUCCAUCGAGACUCGCGUUAAGACUGAACCCGGGCCGUUGAACGGUUCCAUCCAGCUCGAACCGCAGCCUUGCUCCGAGGUCAAGCCGGUCCACGCUGACCCCCUGACUCACUGCUGGACAUCCUCGGCGCGGAAGACUCAAGCCGCCCGUCAGAGCUUUUUCCUGGAGGCUUCGACGGCGGACUCCGCAGAGCUCUCGGGAAGGCCAGAAGAGGACUGGGGCAGAGCUGUAAAGAAACCGGCAGACCAAAACUCCAACAAUAACAACAAACGUCUGUUUUCUGUUCGCUCAGCAGAGAAACGCUUUUUUGCGUCCAGUCUGUCUGAGAACACAAGUCUGCAAAUGGUCGACUGCAGGAAAAACGUUGAAGGCACCAACAGAGAAGAAUCUCCAUGUCCUCCAGCAGUAACUCGUGACAACAUGACGCAACCAACAGCAGACGGGGAGAAGACGCUGCCGAAGGUGAGCCGCGUGAAUAAGACCGCCCACAAAACGGCGCAUCCUGAAGAGACUGUCAGAAAGCGGCUUGAAGAUGGUCCACUUUGUGAGACGCAGUCCAAGCCAAAACCUGUGGAAAGCGAACCAGAACCAAGAGAUGAUGAAUCCACCAAAGGAGAUCAGUUCUUAUCCACGACAUUCUCCAACAUCUGUGCCGGCGCGUCAACAUCACAUCCACCUCCAAUUACGUUGGCACUCGCUCGCCCCGGACCUCCAGCGGAUCCACCCAGAAGGCCCUCGCCUGUCAAAUCCCCGGCAAGACGGCCGGCUGUGGAAUCCAUCAGCUCGCCAAACUCCCAGGCAGACAUCCCGUCAGGUGCUAAAAAGGGAAAGUAUUUGUCACCCACCAACGCCUUCAGGACUGAAAUGAGGUCACCCUCUUCUUAUCACAUCCCGGCGGAGCAGAUCGAGAGCGAGCUGAGCGACAUCGAGGCGAGCGUGGCGGGUUUGGAGAGAGAAGGCGUGGAACUGGAGAGGAGGCUUCGCCGCUGUGAGAAUGAGGGUGAGGGUGACGUGCUGAUGGACCCGCUGAUGGUCGACUGGUUCAAACUCAUCCGGAAGAAGCAAGUGUUCAUCAGGAGGGAGUCAGAACUUGUUUACAUCGCCAGGACUCAGGAGUUGGAGCAGCAGCAGCCGAGAGUUGAGCAGGAACUCCGCAGGCUGCUGGAGAAGCCCGACCACGUCAAGACCUCGGAGGAACGAGCGCGGGAGAAGGCGCUGAUGCGGAGGCUGGUGGAGAUCGUGGACGGCAGGAACGCCAUCGUGGAGGUUCUGGAUGACGACCGGCUCAGGGAAGUGGCCGAGGACGAGCAGUUGAACGCCAUGAUGAAAAAUUUGGGAGUAAAGAAAGGCAAACCUAAAAGGAAAUCCUCCCUCUCAAAACUGUUCAGUCGAAGAAGUAAGAGAAGAGUGCAAUAAAAACGACAGAUGUUAGCUUUUAGAUGAACUUUUUUACUGUUUGAGUUUUAGCCAAUAUUGUUGGGUUCACAAAACCAAAAUGUACACUUUUAAAUACAAACAUGGUGUGGUGCUCUUGAUGAGCACACAUUUUCAGUCCAGUUGUUUUCCUUGCAAGUAUACAAACGUGUGUAUUUUAUUUCAAUAUUAACACGUUCACACUGCAGUACUUU